Messenger RNA from Lithohypha guttulata, 1416 nucleotides. It is a transcript of the gene ARP4, whose product is annotated as Actin-related protein 4. Gene Ontology annotation, molecular function: chromatin binding. The transcript is spliced from 2 exons. Gene Ontology annotation, cellular component: NuA4 histone acetyltransferase complex; SWI/SNF complex. Lineage: Eukaryota; Fungi; Ascomycota; Eurotiomycetes; Chaetothyriales; Trichomeriaceae. The record is from RefSeq and is a predicted model, not a curated record. Bases 1 to 1416 code for a protein of 471 amino acids. Gene Ontology annotation, biological process: chromatin remodeling; regulation of transcription by RNA polymerase II.
AUGGCAGCACUUACAAGCAAAGAUGAGCCACGGACAGCUGAGUAUGCUGGCGAUGAGGUAUCUGCAAUUGUCCUAGACCCUGGCUACGCUUCGACAAGAGCAGGCUUUGCUGGUGAGGACGCCCCUAAAUCGAUCGUGCCAUCCAACUAUGCAUUCUACCAGGACGCCUGUCUGUUUGGCGACCAUGUCAUCGAUGUCCCCCGAGAUAAUGUCGAAAUCAGAAACCCAUACUCUAGGGAUGGCAUAGUUGAGGACUGGGAUACAGCAGAAAAGUUAUGGAAAUAUUCCUUCGCUUCCAAAUUGACGGGCAUACGGCCCAACAAGGCACUUCAGGAGUGGCUCAACGAUGUUAACGCCGUGCCUAACCUGCAGAAGGCCAUGGCUGACGCUGAAGAUACUGAACGAGCUUUGGAAGACCAUCCUUUGUUCAUGAGCGAACCGAAUUGGAACCCGAUCAAGAACCGUGAGAAAGCAAUCGAAAUAGCUUUGGAAAAGUGGGCGGCACCAGCUUUCUAUAUCUCCAAAUCCAGCGUAUUGUCUGCCUUCAGCAUGGGAAAGUCGACAGCUCUGGUCAUCGAUAUCGGCGCCUCUCAGCUCUCGGUAGCGGCUGUACACGACGGCAUGAUCCUUCGAAAAAGUAUAACACGCUCACACCUAGGCGGCAACUACAUUUCCUCGCAGAUUCGAAGCAUGCUCGCUACCCACGAUCCGCCGAUCACCAUCAAUCCUCACUACAUGGUCAAAGCCAAGCAGCCCGUCGAUGCUGGUCAGCCGGCGAAUGCGAUACUCAAAACAUUCGAUCAAUUCAAACAGCCACCACAAACAUCCUACCACAGAUAUCAGGAAGAGAAGACAAUACUUGAAUUCAAAGAAGUAUGCUUACAGACCUGGGCUUCUGGCACUUCAUUCAGAGGUCAGGGCGAAGCUAUAGCACGAGAGCAAUACGCACACCCAUUCGAGUUUCCGGAUGGUUACAACCAAACAUUUUCUUCAGAUCGCUUCAAGAUCGUGGAGACACUCUUCGAUGCACAGUGUCAUUCGCCAAGCCCUGCUGGAAGUUUGGAUGCACAAUAUUACCCGGCGCCAGAGCAGAAUCAAACCAUACCAGGUCUGGUGAAAUUGUGCAUCAAUCAAUGCGAUGUCGAUCUUCGACCAAUGCUGUUAGCGAGUGUAGUCAUAACCGGAAGCGCUUCGUUAAUCAAAGGUUUGCCAGAUCGAAUCCAAGGAGAAUUGACCAGGAUGUAUCCAAGCACGAAAGUUCGUGUCAAUGCUGCAGGCAUGCCUGUGGAGCGAAAGUUUGGAAGCUGGAUUGGGGGUAGCAUUGUCGCUAGCCUGGGAACAUUUCAUCAAAUGUGGAUUUCGAAGAAAGAAUACGAGGAGCACGGUGCAAGUAUCAUCGAAAAAAGAUGCAAGUGA